This is a messenger RNA of Aspergillus aculeatus ATCC 16872, 1086 nucleotides long. RefSeq names its product urease accessory protein UreD. The transcript has a single exon. Gene Ontology annotation, molecular function: nickel cation binding. NCBI's taxonomy places the organism in Eukaryota, Fungi, Ascomycota, Eurotiomycetes, Eurotiales, Aspergillaceae. The record is from RefSeq and is a predicted model, not a curated record. The coding region runs from base 1 to 1086 and encodes 361 amino acids.
AUGCCAAUAAAAUCCCCCUUUGAGUCGUGCAUAGCGAAGCCAGGAGAGGGCAAAGUUGUCCUCUCCCUGCUGCCACCUUCGAAUCCAACCCUGACAACCCUGACCUACAAAUACCCCCUCAAACUCCUCACCCGUACCCCGGGUUUCGUUCCCAAGUCCUCGGCGCUCACCUGUCCCUCGCAACCCGUGCACCUCUACCUCCUGACCUACGGCGGCGGUCUUCUGCCCGGUGACAAGAUCAAUGUCUCGAUUACGCUCGAUCCGCGGACCCGAAUGGUGGUGACCACCCCGCAAGGGAGCACCAAGAUUUUCAAGACCGAGCCCAACGCCAGCGUCAAGGGCCAACGCGGCACUCCCAAACACAUUCUUUCCGACAAGAGCAGUCAACACCUCACCGUUCACGUUGGCCAAGAGGCCGCCCUCUGUUACCUCCCAGAUCCCGCCGUGCCCUACAAGAACAGCCGCUACGAGCAGGUGCAAACAUUCACCAUCGAUGGGCCCACCUCCAGCAAAGACCCUCAACGCAGCAGCCUGUGUAUUCUGGACUGGGUGACGCAGGGCCGUGCCUCGCGCGGAGAGGACUGGGACUUUCACCUUUGGCGCGGCAAGAACGAGGUCUGGACGACUGAUGAGUCGGGCAAGAAGAAGCUUCUCCUUCGCGACUCGCUCAUCCUGGACCGCGAACUCGACGAGGAUCAGCUGGCUCAAGAGCCCGAGCUCCUGGCGCAGUCCAAUCUGAUCCGGGAACGAACGUAUCCGCACGGUGUUGUGGGGACAUUGAUCCUCUACGGUCCCGUAUUCGAGAACCUGGCCAACUUCUUCAUGAACCGGUUCACCUCCCUGCCGCGCAUUGGGGCCCGCAAUUGGUCCUCCCCAACUGUGUGCAGUGGCUCGGCCGCGACAGAGCCCGCUCCCAACUUCGACUCCCAGGUGACCUUCACAGCGGCUCGGGUCCGCGCCGGGUUCGUGCUAGUGAAGUUCGGCGCGCCGGACUUUGCCGCGGCCAAGGACUGGUUAGGUGCAAUCCUGAGGGAGGAAGGCACGGUCUACACGGAGUUUGGCGAGGAGGCAUUAUUCUGCUUGUGA